AGUAUACAGCCGGUCCAUUACCUUGCAAUCAACAGUGCUAGUGAUAGCGGUAGCAGUAACAGUCAAAGUGUUUUGGAUACAUUGACAGCAGUUUCAGUGGAUUGAAUGCAUGUUGAAAAAGCAGAACUAAUCAAUGAAGUGAAAUAGCAGUGCCGUAGACCACGAGAAAUGGGGGGUGACACGCGGGCGGUGUCUCUGUGGGCUUUUGUCCUGGGCUCUGUCCUCUCUGGUCUGGGAGUCAUCAUGGCCGUCACAUUCCUCAUCUUUAAUAUAAAGUUCAGAAAUAUGAGGAUAGUCAAGAUGUCGAGCCCCAAUAUCAACAUGUUGAUCACUGUGGCCGGGUUAUUUCUGUACACAUGUUGCGUACUGUACGGUCUAGAUCAUUUCACCGUGGAUAAACCUGGACAGGCCACCGUCUUAUGUCAGGUUCGCACUUGGAUUUUCAGUCUCAGCUUUACCAUCAUGUUUGCCGCCAUGUGCAUGAAGUCCUGGCGGGUGCACAAAAUAUUCAAGAUGGCGACAGUUAAGAGAUUAACUCCACCGGAUGCCCUAGAAAUCCGUUACGACAACGUCACGGUGAUGAUCUGUUCGUCCAGGUAUUUCCCGGUGUGGAUAGCAUGUAUCUACAUCUACAAAGGCCUCAUCUUGCUGUACGGCACAUAUUUGUCUUGGACGAUCCGGCACGUCACUCUGCCCGCCAUGAAUGACGCCCGAUAUAUCAUCCUCAGCACCUACACCGUGGUGGUCUGCGGGGGUGCAGCCACGAGCUUGGCGGCCAUCUUGGACCAAUGGCCAGACGCAGUAUACUUGAGCAUCAUUGGAGGCGUGUUCAUCUCCACAACUGCGACGCUGUGCGUUGUUUUUGUGCCCAAGAUUAUUCUGUUGAGGAGGAAAUCGCAGGAAGACAUGAUGAAGGUCUCCAUGUCCUCGCAAAUGAUGAACUCGGGCAACCAGUCCUUUGAGCAGAUCGAGGAAGACAUGUACCAUUUGGUUGCCGAAAAUCGGACGUUGAAGAAAUCGUUAACAGAAAAAGAAUCUACGAUAAAAGAGCUGGAAAAUCACGUUCACAACGCAAAGAGCAAAUUACUGAAAAUGAUGGAUCCAGAGGGCAGACAAGACAGUGGCCUUGACAUUGACUUAUCAACGUCAAGUCUCGAGAAUGAGAACGAGAAACCAGGAGACUGUAAAGGAAAAGAGGCAAAAGAAAGUGAAUAUGCCAGUCGCGUGAAUUCACUCUACCACCAGAGCAGACCUACGCCUGCCGUAUGGAAUAUGAAAUACAGUGGUAGAGGCAGUCGGCGGUCUUCGGUAAAAAGCGUGGAAAGUUACGCUAAUAUAACCAGACUCAGGGAUUCCAUAGCGCUGGACUUGAAUGUUGUACAAAAUUUAAGCUCUACUUUGAGGGAAUCAAUAUCUAACGACUUGUCCCCAAGGAGGCAGUGUACAACUCAUUACUAUGACAACGUGAGAACGAGGCAAGAUCUCGCAAGCGCGAUAGCAGGAAGUUAUGAUCUAGCAGACGAUUCUGACACCUAUUCUUACGUCAGCAAUCACCUUGGUUACAGCUCAGACGGUAGCGCCGUUGGAUAUCCUCGACGAACGAACGGAUACAUUCCACGACUUGAAAAGUCCGCCUCUAUGGAGAGCGUGUCAACAUUAGACAAUGACAAAUAUUACCCGUCCGUCCCAAGUCAGAGUUCAAGGUCGACGAAAAAGAAGCGAAAAAAGCGAUUUGGACACUGGAAACGUGAGCCAAGACCCAAAGUAUACACAGUUCAAGACGCUCAGGAACCGAACGUUGUCCAAAGCAACGUGGCAGUGACAAGAAACUUGAAUAAAACUGUGGUGUACGAUACUUUUGUAUGAUGAAAUUGUGCCUUAUUAUACAAUCUAAGUCAUACAAUAUAAUACACCGCUCUACAUUGUAAUAGUGCCGUUCAUUUCAUCAGAACCGUCAACGGAUCGUGUCUGCGUGAAAGAGCUGUCACUCCGGCUAGUGUUUGGACAAAAAAAGCUCACCAGUGCUCACACUCAGAGCAAUUCUGGUUCAAGGACACAUUUUGUGAUGAAUGUUUGACAGUGUGUGUCUAUUGCCACUCGUACCUGAUGAUCUUUCAUCAGUCGGCAAAAAGCUGCUAUCCCAGAGGAUAGGCCGCUGUGACAUGGUGACUAGUUUAUACAUAGCGCCCAACCACACGAUUCCAACCUAUAAACGGGUAAUAUCGACCUGAUGCGGGAACGGGACAUUAUUUUAUACAGUUCAUGUUUAUGAACACGCAGCAUAAUACACACGGAAGCCCUCAGGUGCAUCUAAUGAUGUAUGACAAUGACGAUGUUACAGUUGCACCUUGACGCAACUACCACAUUUUCAAUUAUGUCCGUGUGCCUUUGAUAAAGCGACCACAUAUUGUGACAUUGACUCAGCUAUCCUUGCCAUUUCCUAUUUUUUUUAAUGGACAACUUUUACACGUUGUAAAUGAGUUUUUAUAUUGUGUAUUUACAUGCACUGUGACGAUGUGGUUGUGGAAUAGAUAUCAAUCAUUCCGCAUGUAAUGAUUUAAUUUGCAAGGCAAGUUUGUUUCUACACUUAUGAACUUUAUAUAUUAGAUCGUUUAAAUUAGGAAGGUGCAUGUGAUAAUCAAUAACAGUGCAGACGGAGUAUAAAGAAUUACACAAAGUCCGUUAUGAUCUGACAAAAUGAAUGAAUUAUAAGUGCUAAAGGCCCAUUUUACUUUCCGUCCUUAAGGCAUUAACAUCCAUGUAAAUUUGGAAAUGUCACCUUGUCCUUGUGUCACCUUGUGCGCAACGGAACAUUCACGGGAUGUGUCAGAAUGAUAACCUCGUCCACAAUAACCUGCAUUAAUGGACAUUCGAAUCUAGCCGCUCAGAUUCCAUUGAUUUAGUAUUAAAAAAAUGAGUAUUUAACUUUCGUUAUGUGAAUAAUUUUACAAUAUGUGUCUUGUCAAUGCAGUGGCGGAUCCAGGGGGGUCCAGUUUUUAGGAAUCACAGGCCACGGAUGCAAAGCCGACCCCCUC
Messenger RNA from Lingula anatina, 3035 nucleotides. RefSeq names its product putative G protein-coupled receptor 156. Gene Ontology annotation, molecular function: G protein-coupled GABA receptor activity. The record is from RefSeq and is a predicted model, not a curated record. NCBI's taxonomy places the organism in Eukaryota, Metazoa, Brachiopoda, Lingulata, Lingulida, Lingulidae. Gene Ontology annotation, biological process: G protein-coupled receptor signaling pathway; gamma-aminobutyric acid signaling pathway. Gene Ontology annotation, cellular component: G protein-coupled receptor heterodimeric complex; membrane.